Messenger RNA from Hylaeus anthracinus, 2068 nucleotides. RefSeq names its product UDP-glycosyltransferase UGT5-like. NCBI's taxonomy places the organism in Eukaryota, Metazoa, Arthropoda, Insecta, Hymenoptera, Colletidae. Gene Ontology annotation, molecular function: UDP-glycosyltransferase activity. The transcript is spliced from 5 exons. The record is from RefSeq and is a predicted model, not a curated record. The coding region runs from base 315 to 1901 and encodes 528 amino acids.
CAACAACCUAUUCAAAUGUAUUCGAAAGGCGUGUCGAAUGUAGAAUUUAUUGCAAACCAAUUUUAUAUUAAUUUUCAUGUUUAUUGUUGCCAGAUAUAAAUACAACCGUGGGGUACGUCUAGAAGCCAAUUCACUUGCGGAAAUUACACCGAAGUCGACACGGGUUCAGCGGUGUACGAUACUUUAUCCAACAAACAACUUUUCCUGCUUAUACACACACACAAAAAAAAAAAAAAAAUAACGUGCGAAUAAUCUUACAGUUCAAAUAAAGAUACAUUCUUGAUUUCUAUUUUAGCAGUGUUAUAUUCUUCGACAUGAAGCUGAUUGUUGCAAUUAUAAUAUCACUUAUGUGCUUAUUCUUUCUUGCGGAGGAAGUACAGUGCGCCAGGAUUCUUGCGGUCAUUCCAACACCUUCCUACAGCCAUAAUCGUGCAUUUAAACCCCUGUGGAUGGAACUGAACAAACGAGGCCACGACAUUGUCCUCGUCACAACGAAUCCAAUCCCAAAUAUGAAUACGACGAGCUUCGUUCAGAUCGAUAUCUCGAAAUCCUACGGCAUAGUUGACCGGUACAAUUUCGUUCAGCGUCGGUUCAGCAAAGUCAACUGGCUAACAUUACAGAAGACAGAUAUAUUUGGUCUAGGUGAUAAUUUCGCGCAUGAAAUAUACAAUAACUCAGAGGUGCGGAAGUUGUACGCGCCGGACAGCGACGCAAAAUUCGACGUCGUCAUGAUUCAAGCGUUUAUUUCGCCAGCCGUCUUCGCCCUCGCGCAUAGAUUCAACGCGCCCUUGAUUGGGGUUGUCUCGUGUGGAAUUCUUGCGGUUCACGAGCACAUCCUCGGUGGCCUGGUGCUCCCUUCACACGAGAGUACCUGGGAAAUGGAAGGGAUCGAAGGCCCGAAUUUGUCCUUCUGGCAGAGAUUACAAAAUUUCUUGAACAUGUGGAACUACGUGUUCGACUCUUACAACAUUCUUAUAGCCAACCAACAGAAAAUAAUGAACCAAUACCUAGGAAAUGAUUUACCGUCGCUGCUCGAUAUAGAGAAGAACAUGAGCCUCGUGUUUAUCAAUCAGAUCGACGCCAUCACUCCUGCUAAGCCAAGACUCGCCAAUAUGAUCACAUACACCUUGACCUAUCCAGAGACAAACCUCAACCAACUGCCAGAGGAUUUGGAACGAUUCCUCGACGAUGCUUCAGAAGGAUUUAUCUACUUUAGCCUUGGUAGCAUGAUACUGAGCUUCCAAUUACCGCCGGAGACGAUACAGGUGCUCCUCGACGUUUUAGGCAGGUUGCCGUACAAGGUGGUGUGGAAAUACGAGAAGCAGUUGCCGAGGAAACUGGACAACAUCUUCACCGCGCCAUGGUUCCAUCAGCCGAGCAUUCUCGCGCAUCGAAAGAUCAAGCUGUUCAUGUAUCAAGGAGGCCUGCAAAGCACCCAAGAGGCUAUGCAUUUUGGAGUUCCUGUUUUGGGGUUCCCAGUGUUUUCAGAUCAGAUGUACCAAGCUAAGAGAAUGGAAGCUCUUGGGUUAGGAAAGCGGAUGGAUCUCACUACUCUGAAUAGAAACGAUUUGGAGGCAGCCAUUCGUGAGAUCAUAACUAACAGAAGGUAUAAGGAGAAAAUGAUCGAAAUAAAAAACACCAUUGAAGACGUUCCGUAUAAUUCGAUGGAGCACCUUGCUUGGUGGACGGAGUACGUGAUUCGUCACAAAGGUGUCCCUCAUUUACACUCCAGCCUAACUAGGCAACCCUGGUACCAACGCAACGACAUGGACAUCAUUGUAUUUCUCACUACUGUGGUCUGUAUACUAAUUACUAUCGCAAUCGGUACGAUUGUUACCCUCGUAAGAUUCUGUAGAAGGCGUCGGUCAUCCGCAGAAAACCACAAACUAAAAGUUAGCUAAUAUUUAAUUCUGUCCAAAAAAAAAGUGAUCCUUUGAAAAAGUAUUUUAAACGAAAGUUUUACUUUCGUACAAAAAAGAAAUACAUGUUGAUUUGAGUAAUCUCCUUUUUCUAGUCUAGUUGAAUACUUAUACAAUACAUUAAUGUAAUCCAAUGCAAGUAAAAUCUU